AUGAUUGCACCUCAAAAAACCAUCCACCAUGUGGUGCUGCUUCGGAAAAAGCCAUUCUUGCUCCAUUGGAAUGUCUUGUUGUUUGUCUUUUUGUAUCCAUUGGUAUCCUUUGCAAUUAAUGCCUAUUUUUUGCCUUCCUUGUUGCAUCAACAGCACAAUGACUCGAAUUCGCAUCAUCAUCACCAUCACCACCAUCAUCAUGAAUCAUAUUCCGAUAAUUUAUUCUUUUAUCAUUUAGUUGGAUUGGGUCCUCUUGCGUUAUUGCAAAUUAUUUCGUUUUUAUCUGCGUAUUGGAAUGUGAAUAUUAAAGCUUUUUUCCAAUAUCGUGCCGUCACAAGCAAGGAAAUAGGAGAAGGAAUUGUAGUGAAAGUAGUACCAAACAAACACAAGGGUUUUGUUGAAUUGUGCCCUCUCAAGUUAAUUAGAGAUGAGAAUGACAAACAAGUGUAUUGUUUUGAGUAUCAGAAACGGAUGUUUAUUUGGGAUGAGACAACUUCUUCCUUCGUACGAAAUCACUUUCCAUAUCAAAGCUUGGAAAAACAAUCGCAAACUCUCAAAGAAUGGAUUAAUAAGAUUGAGAAGCAUGGGAUUGCAGAAAAGGAGUCAUAUUCAAAGCAAAGAAUUUAUGGAAAAAAUCAAUUUGAAAUCCCAAUUCCCAAGUUUUUGGAGUUAUUCGUAGAGCAUGCCUUGGCACCAUUCUUUGUCUUUCAAGUAUUUUGCGUCUUAUUGUGGUGUCUUGAUGAGUAUUGGUAUUAUUCGCUCUUCACUUUGGUAAUGCUUUUUAUGUUUGAAAGCACAGUAGUUAGUUCCAGACUGAGAAACUUGAACCAAAUCCGUCAGAUGGCAACAAAACCUCAAUUUUUACAAGUUUUUAGAGAUGGAAAAUGGGUACAAAAAUCUAGUGUGGAUUUGUUACCGAAUGAUGUGAUAUCUGUGACAAGCCACGCUGAAGAAGAUCAAGUAACACCAUGUGAUAUUUUACUUAUCAGUGGCAAAUGCGUGACUAAUGAAGCACUUCUCACAGGAGAAUCUACUCCGCAAAUGAAAGAAUGUAUACCCAUAGACGAGCUUAAAGAAAGAAAAAAACUGGAUAUCAAGAAUAUUGACAAGGGACAUGUUAUCUUUGGAGGUACAGUGGUGUUGCAGCAUACACCUGGCUCUACGAGUGGUAAAGUUCCACCAGACAACGGUGCUAUUGGAAUUGUAUUGCGAACAGGUUUUGAGACGUCACAGGGCAAGUUAAUUAGAACAAUUCUCUACGCCACAGAACGAGUAAGCGCGAACAAUGUUGAGGCCUUACUGUUCAUUUUGUUCCUGCUUAUUUUUGCGAUAAUUGCUAGCGCUUAUGUUCUCUACGAAGGUUUGAAGAAUCCAGAAAAAAGUAGAUACAAAUUAGCUCUAAAUUGCAUUCUCAUCAUUACAUCUGUAGUUCCACCUGAACUACCUAUGGAAUUAUCAUUGGCUGUCAACAACUCACUCCUUUCAUUGUCAAUGCUAGGCAUUUUCUGUACGGAGCCCUUCAGAAUUCCAUAUGCAGGAAAGGUAAAUGUUUGCUGUUUUGACAAGACUGGUACACUAGUCAGUGACAAGAUGACAUUGAAAGGUAUAAGUCUUUCAGAACAAGACUCUGAUGAGCUCUCCCAAAAACCAAGCGAAAAUAGUAGAGUAGUUUUAGCAGGUUGUCAAUCUUUGAUUGAUCUUAAUGGAAAAGUCCUUGGAGAUCCCAUGGAGGUUUCAGGCUUGACAGGUGUCGACUUCGAAUUGUCUAAAGAUUUAAUUGUGGGAAAGAAUUGCAAGUCUGUGAAAAAUUUGAAAAUUCACAAAAGAUUCCAAUUCAAUUCUGUUCUAAAGAGAAUGUCUACCAUCGUAUUUAUCAACGACAGAAAUGAGGGUAAAUUUGCUCGUGUUCUCGUCAAGGGAGCUCCUGAAUUGCUAAAACCAUUUUUUGUGAAGAGCGAUGUGAACGGAGCUUUGGAUUCAUAUGAUUCUAGAUUCCAACACUUGACUCAAAUUGGAAUGAGAGUUAUUGCGUUAGUUGAAAAAGAUCUCGUUUUUGCAGGAUUUGCUGCUUUCCAAAGCGACAUCAAACCAAACACAAAGGAAACAAUUCUUAAUCUCAAAAACAGUUCUCAUAGAGUAAUAAUGAUUACCGGUGACAAUCCACUGACAGCAUCUCAUGUUGCCAAGGAGUUAGAAAUGAUAAGCAAGCCUCUCCUUACUUUGAAACAAGAUGGUCACAGAUAUUUCUGGUCUGGUUCUCAGAGCUCUGGAUGUGAAGGAAACGUUGAAGAAGAUUUCGAACAAGGAGAGCUUGGUCAACUUGCCAAGAAGUACGACUUUUGUGUGAGUGGUGAACAAAUGGCCAACCUGACCUCACAAGAGAAUGGAAAAUCAAUUCUGGACGCACUUUCUUCAAAUGUGGCUAUCUUUGCUCGUGUUAGUCCAGAGCAAAAAGAAUCCAUUUUAACCUCACUCAAAUCUCAAAACUAUCAAACUCUCAUGUGUGGAGAUGGUACAAAUGAUGUUGGAGCUUUAAAGCAAGCUCAUGUCGGUGUGGCCUUAUUGGAAAACAAACCAAAGAAAGAAAAUGAACAGCAACAAUCUCAACAACACCCCAAUGCUCCUCUUCACAAAAAGAGUGACAUUAUUAAGGAACUUGCCAAAGUCAAUCCUACUGCCAAUCCACAAGCUCAACAAAAGAAAUCGUUUAUGGAACUUUUGAAAGAGAUGAAAGAAAAACAAGAGCAACUUGCCCAACAAGAGGAGGCUAAUCUUGUCAAACUUGGUGAUGCCUCUAUUGCAAGUCCAUUCACCUCACGAAAAUCCACUAUUGAGUCAUGUGGUCACAUUAUUAUGCAAGGACGUUGUACACUUGUAACAACCAUGCAAAUGUACAAGAUAUUGGCCCUAAAUUGUCUCAUUUCAGCAUAUUCCCUGAGCGCACUUUAUUUGGAUGGAGUUAAAUUUGGAGAUUCACAAAUGAUGAUUACAGGAUUUGGUGUAGCCUUGUGCUUCCUCUUCAUUUCGAGAUCCAAACCACUCGACACUCUUUCCAAGGAGAGACCUCAUAUUACUAUCUUCUCACCUUACAUGUUGGCAACAGUUAUGGGACAAUUUGUUAUCCAUUUGACAACGCUUGCAUUGAGCGUACAAGCUGCAAAAUUAGCUGCUCCUCAUGUGUUAUUUGAGCCAAAGGAAGCAGACUUUAAGCCCAAUCUAUUGAACACUAUCGUAUUUAUUGUGACAUCUCUUCAAACUAUUGUCACAUUCGCAACCAACUACAAGGGAAGACCUUUCAUGCAAGGCCUAACUGAAAAUAAGCCACUAUUCAUCAUUUUGUCAGGUAUUGGGCUUUGUGUUUGCUUUGCGCCAGCGGCUUAG
Naegleria lovaniensis is the source of this 3381-nucleotide messenger RNA. RefSeq lists its product as uncharacterized. NCBI's taxonomy places the organism in Eukaryota, Heterolobosea, Eutetramitea, Acrasida, Naegleriidae. The coding region runs from base 1 to 3381 and encodes 1126 amino acids. Gene Ontology annotation, molecular function: ATP hydrolysis activity; ATP binding; P-type ion transporter activity. The record is from RefSeq and is a predicted model, not a curated record. Gene Ontology annotation, cellular component: endoplasmic reticulum membrane. The transcript has 2 exons. Gene Ontology annotation, biological process: intracellular calcium ion homeostasis.